Messenger RNA from Anopheles coustani, 843 nucleotides. RefSeq lists its product as uncharacterized. The record is from RefSeq and is a predicted model, not a curated record. Gene Ontology annotation, cellular component: extracellular region. Gene Ontology annotation, molecular function: chitin binding. NCBI's taxonomy places the organism in Eukaryota, Metazoa, Arthropoda, Insecta, Diptera, Culicidae. The coding region runs from base 1 to 843 and encodes 280 amino acids. The transcript is spliced from 5 exons.
AUGAAGAAUUUGGCGUUCGUGGUGGUAGUCAUUGUCGCCGUAGUGCAAGUGGAGGCUUUUACUGGGCUUGGCCCCGUGAAGUCAAAACAUAACAUACUAGAAAAAUGUGAGGAGAAUACAGAAAGGCAAAGGUGUAAGGAUUGCUUGACGGUGGACAUCUGCAGCUACGAUAAUUUUCGACUAGCUCAGUAUCGCUGCAAGGAUGUUAAUCCUUUAAAACCUUACUGCACUGGAAAGGGCGAAUGUACGGAUAAAUUGCCAGCGGGGGAUGAUUGUACAGGAAAGGAUGACUUAUGCCCUGAAGAGGCAGGAUAUUAUCCAGAUCCUACAAACUGCACCCGCUACUUAAUUUGUGAUUCAAACCAGAAAGCCUAUGCUCAGACUUGUGCUGUAGCUAACAAUGUUUACCAACAAGAAACUGCUUCUUGUAUCUUAAAACGACGCUCCUCAGACUGUUUCCAAGUGGACUGUAAAGCGGCGAAGAAUUUGGAAAAAUGGUUCCAAUAUACACCGUCUCCGCAGUUUUAUUUUCUUUGCUCGGCGGCAGGCCCUUUUAUGUCAAAGUGUCCAGAAAAUGAGAUUUUCGAUGUGAACACAAAGCAAUGCGAGUUUCAAUGUUCAAGCGUGGGUCGGUUCCCUUAUCCUGGCGAAGAAAAAAAGUACUACGAAUGCGUUGAAACUAGCACCUCGAAGAUACAAAAGUUUGAGCAAACAUGCCCAGGAACAAUGAUUUUUAAGUAUGAUGAUGAGAAACCACCAAAUAUGGCGCAGUCCAAGAAGGGUGACCACAAUGGUUACGGAGAAGUGAUCGAAUGGCUCUUUGACCUAGGUGUACUAAGUUAA